Aspergillus novofumigatus IBT 16806 is the source of this 1275-nucleotide messenger RNA. Its product is annotated as NADPH cytochrome P450 oxidoreductase family protein. Bases 1 to 1275 code for a protein of 424 amino acids. Gene Ontology annotation, cellular component: cytosol. Gene Ontology annotation, molecular function: FMN binding; flavin adenine dinucleotide binding; NADPH-hemoprotein reductase activity. NCBI's taxonomy places the organism in Eukaryota, Fungi, Ascomycota, Eurotiomycetes, Eurotiales, Aspergillaceae. The transcript is spliced from 3 exons. The record is from RefSeq and is a predicted model, not a curated record.
AUGCGAAGGAAGUUUGUUAUCUGGCUUGAAAGCAGUAUCUGUCCAUCUCUCCAAGGCGUCUUCUAUGCAGUCUUUGGCUGCGGUCACCAAGACUGGUCUAAAACAUUAUAUCGCAUCCCUAUCUUGAUCGACAAGCUGAUACAGAAGGCUGGAGCCACACGUCUAGUAACACGAGGCAAAGCCAACACCGCCGUCAGCGAUCUCUUCUCGGCUCUCGAAGCGUGGGAAGAAAACAUUCUGCUGCCUGUCAUCCGGGAGAAGUUCCUCCUUUCCAGAAGCAACGACGGUGAACUACUCGACCCGCAUCCGCUUCAACUAAGCCUCGGCAAGCCCAUGAGGGUGGGAAUGCACCCGGACAUUGUUGAGCCCAGCGUGACGGGUGUCCGGAUCCUCGGCAGCCCCGGAACCCCCAAAAACGUCAUGCGAUCAUCUGAAUGUCCUCCCGGUCAAUCCACCAAAGACGGUCUCGAGAGUCUUGGCUCGAUUCAACCGCGCCGGAUCACACUAUCACGAUCAAGUCAUUCAUCGCGUUCUAACAUCAACGCCCUCGCUUUUGCACAGUCAGAUCAAGACUCGCAAGAGCUGCUCCAUUUUCACGAUUCCUACCAUUCGCUAGUCCGAGAUAAGCGUGUCUCGGUCGUGGGCCUCCUUGAACAGUUUUCCUUGGCUGCUCUGCCCGUUGCCACAUUUAUCUCUGUGCUCCUAGCUUUGCUCGUCAGGCUAUACUCCCUUUCCAUGGCUCCCACGUUCAAGCCCCUGCACGGUUCGCUCACCUUCUCCGUCGCUAACGAGCUCGCAUGGAGCGGCAAUGGUCGGCACUUGGGUAUCGAUCAAAUUACCUCGCCUCGCUCACGCCAGGAUCCAGGAGCUACACAUUCCACCCCCCAGCGAAAGACGCUUUCCAUCUACCAAGGGAUCAUUCCAGCACACCAAUCAUCAUUCAUCGUGAUCUGUGCGGGGAGUGGCCUUUGCCCUUUCUACAGCUUUACCCAAGAACGCAUUGUCUGGCUGCAACAGGGCAAAGCACUCGCGAAGGCACUGCUGUUCUUCAGUUGUCGCGGUUCGAGCCUGGAUGAUCUUUAUUACGACGAAUUAUGCGAGUUUGAAUCUGCUGGCGUGGUGACCGUUCACAGAGCGUACAGGAGAGACCCGGAACAUCACCUGGUCAAGAGAUGUCUGUAUGUGACACAUCGGUUAGUGGUAGAAGCCCAGGCCAUCAAGAACCUCUGGGUUCAUUGCGACGAUCUAUGUCUGCGGGUCGAAGAAUGUGGCUAA